UCCAUGUCUUCAGUCGGCGAUAGGCGGGUAUGGACCGUCCAGGAAGACAAUGCCAUCAGACAACUUGUCAUGAAGUACGGAACGCGGUCAUGGAGUGUGAUUGCAGAACACAUUGUGCAAGACUUCAACAUAGAUGGGCGCACUGGGAAACAAUGCAGAGAGCGUUGGCAUAACCACCUUGAUCCCCACAUAAACAAAGAGGCAUGGACCGAAGAGGAAGAAAGAAUAAUGGCAGAUGCCCAUAAGACGUUAGGUUGUAACAAGUGGUCGGAAAUAGCAAAGCUACUUCCUGGUCGGACUGACAAUCAUGUGAAGAAUCACUGGUACUCUUUCAUGCGACGUAAUGUUCGCAGACUGAAUCGAGAGGUCAAUGACGGCCAGCCCAAUCACCAACAUGUUGGGAUAGUCGCAAAGCAAGCACGGCCGUCUGACAGCUUUCAAGCCCCCCCAAAGCGAGGUAGAUCCCGCAAGGCGGCGAAUCUGGCAGAACUUCAACGGUACUUCACUGCUGCUGCCGAGGCAGCAUCCGAAGUGCUUCAUGAGGACACUUCAUCCGACAAUCGGGAGGACCUCGCUAAAAUUGCCGAGGUGGAAAUCAAACCUCUUGAUAGCCCCAGGUAAUGUGUGAUUUUGUUUCUUCGCGUAAAGCCCCCCUCCGUAGUCGCAUGGUUGCUGUUAGUCUCGCGAGUGGCAACCUACGAUUCCGAGACAAGCUUCGCGAAAAACUCGAAGCGACGGGAGGUGUAGCGUGCAAGAUACAUGUUGGAGCAUCAAUCCAAAAGCCAGAGUCAGCACCAGAAGUGCGGCCCAACCUCCGUAUGAUUCAUGUAUCCAGCAAGUGACGCCUUUGCAUGCUAGGCCAAUGUGAUGAUGCAAGUAGAUCUAAACAGAAGGUAGAUCUAGUGAUUUUGCAUAUAUCUUACCUGCUAGUGC
This is a messenger RNA of Aureococcus anophagefferens, 933 nucleotides long. RefSeq lists its product as hypothetical. The coding region runs from base 4 to 621 and encodes 205 amino acids. Gene Ontology annotation, biological process: regulation of DNA-templated transcription. NCBI's taxonomy places the organism in Eukaryota, Pelagophyceae, Pelagomonadales, Pelagomonadaceae. The transcript is spliced from 4 exons. The record is from RefSeq and is a predicted model, not a curated record. Gene Ontology annotation, cellular component: nucleus. Gene Ontology annotation, molecular function: DNA-binding transcription factor activity, RNA polymerase II-specific; RNA polymerase II cis-regulatory region sequence-specific DNA binding.